UAAAACGUUUCUGCGUUUGAAACGAAAGCGCGUCAGUUGGGUACCGGUAGCCUGGUAGUUUCGUAGUUCUUUUGUCAUGGUUUACUAACUUAGCUGUUGAAAAUGACUCUGUAUUUCAGUGUUUCUCCUUUUUAAAAACUGACUGUAAUGCAUUGUCUUAUAAUUUGUGGGGAGGGACACGUCCGUUUUGCGUAGUAGCCGCCCGGUUAGCAGACACAGAGCUACUACUAGCUGCCAUGGAAAAAUUAAACGCACCUUCGCAUUUCGUCAUGGCGUCCAGUGCGGCGAGGGCAGGCCAAGGGGACUUGAUGACUCCUUCCCAUUUCACAUUGUUCCCCAAGUCUGUCCCAUCUGUUGCAAAGCCAGGGUUAAGUGCAAAUGAAGGAGCAAGAGCAUCUUGGGCAGUCCCUUCCCCAUCUGCUCCUGUGGGCACUGCUCAUUCAAAUCCCUGGUUUGCUAUUGCUGAAGCAAAACAAGAGAUUUUGGAACUCCGCCGAGAAAACCAGAGGUUGAUGCAACUGCACGGGGACAUAACUGGGGCACAGAAUCAAAGUUUGCAUGAAGUGGUCACAUCAACGUCUAGGUCUGGAGGCAAGGGUAACCAACUGACCACAAUGUAUGGAGAGACAGAGUGGAGGUUGGACACAGAGAGGCUGAAGGCUGAAGUGGAGCGGUUAAGGGGACAGCUGGAUGCGUUGAAGGAGGCAUCAGGGAGACAGAGGGAUGAGAUUCGAGAGCGAGAAAGCACUCUUAGCAGGCAGAGCUACGAGUUACAGGAGGCCCGUUCUGAACUCUGUCGGAUGAAGGCUGAACUUGGCCAGACUGGAGCUGACCUUUGUCACAGCAGAUUGGAGCAGGAAAGACUAUGUGUAAAGCUGGAAAAACUGAAGAAGGAGCGACAGGAGGAGAGAGAGAAGCUAGAAAAGGAGGUUGAGAGGAGCAGGCAUGAGGCCCAUGUCCUGAGGACCAGGAUAGAACAGGAAAGGCAGGAGCGGGAUGAGGCUGGCAAGCUGGAGGUGCUGAGACUUAAGGAGCAACUGGUGGAGGUACAGAGGAAGAGCCAGACAGAGUUAACAGAGUUGUCUGCGACACACCAGAAAGAAAUGUCUGCUCUCCAGCAAGCCUGUACAGACCUACAGGAUAAACUCGGUGGUUCCACACAAAAGGUAGUCCAGCUAGAAGGCAGCCUGCAGCAAGCAUAUGAUGAGAGGGACAGGCUGAGAGAAGAGCUACGGAAAAUGGAGAGUGCUUUUGACACUCAGUCAGCCACACUGCAAAGCCUGAGGAAUUACAUCGGGCAGCUCACCCCAGAGAGUCAUAAGGAGGAAGAACUCGCCCACACGGUUCAGAAACUGGAAAGAGAAAAGGAGGCUUUACAGGCAACUGCAGAGCUUUUGACUAUAAGGCUGAACUCUCUGAAUGACAUAUUGCUGAUGCAGGAGAAAGAGAUGGAAGAGAAGAUCCUAUUAGAUCCUCUGUCGAAACCUAGUCCUGCGUGCCACAAAGUGCUGCGCUGCUGGAGAGAGAAGGUGUUCACUCUCCUGGUGCAACUUCGCUCUAAGGAAAUCCAGUUGCGAGGGGAGAAGGACAAACUUGUCACCACAAUUUCAACGUUGGAGCAAGAGGUGAAACAACAAACUUACCAGACCAGCGUGCUCCAAUGCAGCCUGGAGGACAAGAGCGCUGAGCUGGACCUUGAGAGAGUUGGGAGACAGACGCUGGAGCGGGAACUGGCUCAGCUUAGAGAUGAAAACACCAUGCUAAAGCAAGUGUAUCAUGAGGCAAAGUCGUCCCUAAAGACAGUAGUGGAGGAUGUUAAAAGAUUCAGUCACUCCUUUGAUGCCAACGUGACAGAGGUGCAGGCAGCUCAAUCCCAUCUCCUUGCUUUGGGCCAGAGACUUACUUUUGCUAAUUUCAGAAUUGAUACUAUCCAAGGGCUUAUAAUGAGGAAAGUAGCACUGUGGAAGGUGCAGCAAGCCACUAAACAGGCAGAGGUUGUUCCUGGAAGGUCCUCCUUCAGCGACCUGCAGGAAGAGCUGGCAGUGACGUGUACAGAGAGGGACCGGCUGGCACAGGAGCUGAAGCGAACCCCCAGCCUCAUCGAGGAGGCUCUUGCCGAAGCCCGUGAACAGUUUGAGUCUGAGUUAAGGCACCUGAGGCAGGCCUUGCAGCAGAGCCGUGAGGAGGCAUUGGAGUUGGGGCGGAGCUGCUCACAGGCCGAGCAGAAGCUACAGGACGCUCAGCAGGAGGUGCAGGAACAUACGGAUAGCAUAGCUCAGCUCCGUGCCCAGCUCGCCAGUCAAGAGGAGCAGAGUGCAAGAGCCCUGAAGGAGAGGCUGUCAGUGGCAGAAGCUGAGUGUACGGAGCGUCUCCGGGAGAUGGAGUCCCAGUUGAAUGCAGCGAGGCGGGAGCACACCAAAGCAGUGGUGACCCUGAGACAGUCAGAGAGGCAGGCAGAGCGCGAAAGGGAGCGAGAGAAGGAGAUCCGUGCCUUACAGGACGAACAGAUCAAGAAGGAAAUUCAGGAUUUACAGAGGCUCCUGCAGGAGACUGGCAGAGAUCGAAACCUGCUUCUGGCAACAGUACGUGAAAACGGGUUGCUGAAGCAGUACAAAAAAGCCAGGACAGCUUCACUGAGAUCGUCAGCAGCUGUUACAGAGCAGCAGUCGGGCGUGUCCUCGGGAAAGACCCAGGUUAUCGGGCCCGGACCUAAACCACCGACUAAAGAAAGCCUCCUCUCUGUCCUGGAUGACCUGCAGGCUCUGAGUGCUGCCAUUGUCAACAGCUCGGACAGUUCUGGCGACGAGGAUGGCAGUGGAGCCAAAGCGUGUAGACAUUCUGAAGCAUUAAGCCAGAGGAACUGACAUGCAAGUGUGUUAGUAAUGGAUAUAAAAUUAAACUUUUCUUUACCCUGUUGCUAUAUAAGGGCAUAAUGUGCAUUAAAAUUGGAUUCCAAACCCUACCUUGUUGAAGAACUGAGGAUGUCACUGCUUCUCAGCGCACUUCAGAUUUGUAGCUCUUAAGUUAAUUGCAUUGCUCUUUUGCUGUGGAAAGUUUGUUUUCAGUGUCUAAUUUUAUGUUUCCUUCUUUCACAUUUGUUUAUAUUAUUAAUAGAAAACAGUUUUGUUCGAAUA
Messenger RNA from Scleropages formosus (Asian bonytongue), 3134 nucleotides. RefSeq names its product coiled-coil alpha-helical rod protein 1 (gene cchcr1). The record is from RefSeq and is a predicted model, not a curated record. NCBI's taxonomy places the organism in Eukaryota, Metazoa, Chordata, Actinopteri, Osteoglossiformes, Osteoglossidae. The transcript has 19 exons. Gene Ontology annotation, biological process: protein export from nucleus; cell differentiation. The coding region runs from base 237 to 2864 and encodes 875 amino acids. Gene Ontology annotation, cellular component: centriole.